Molecule: messenger RNA, 938 nt
Organism: Paramisgurnus dabryanus
Lineage: Eukaryota; Metazoa; Chordata; Actinopteri; Cypriniformes; Cobitidae
Biological process (GO): regulation of transcription by RNA polymerase II
Cellular component (GO): nucleus; transcription regulator complex
Molecular function (GO): DNA binding
Source: RefSeq, a predicted model, not a curated record
CACACAGUCACGUCAGUUUCGUUUAACCAGGAGCAGUAUUGUGCAUUCUGGUCGUGGAGGAGACGUCAGCAUGGGAGAGAAGCUCAUUCACGCGGUCUCGAAAUACCCCAUCAUUUAUAACCCAUCUUUAAAAUCAUACAGCGAUUUUAACAAAAAAAAUGAGGCAUGGAAGCAAAUUGCCGAAACUGUCGGACUGCCAGUGGAUAAGUGCAGGAAAAAAUGGAGAGGUUUCUGUGAUGUUUAUGUGAGCGAAAGGAGACAGGAGAAGAACAAGAAGAAGAAGAAAAAAAGUGGAGCAGCUGCCACCCAGAAACGCCCUUGGCGGCACUAUCACAAGAUGUCUUUCCUCCUUCCAUUCCUAUCUUCUCUGCCUACGGCUGGAAACAUGGAAGAGGAGAGAGGAGAAGAGAGAAGAGAUGAGGAGAAAAGAGCUGAGGAAAGACAAGGUCAAGAAAAGAGGAGGAUGGAUAGUCUGGUAGAGGACUGUACUGGAGAUAAGGAGAGCAGAAAGAGGAAGAGCUCAAACUUUACCCAGCCACAAAAAAGCUGCAAAAGAGUAGAGGCCUCAUCAGUGUCCUCUUUCGAAAAGAAAAGUGUUGAAGCUGUAGAAACCUCCAGCUGUCCCACCCCUGCUGUAUCAGCUGAUCCUGACUUGCAGUUUCUGCAAAGUUUGCUGCCAGCCCUGAAGAGGUUUGAUAUCCAAACCAAGGCACUCGUCAAGCUGAAAAUGCACGAGCUCAUUUUUGAAGCAGAGUUUAAACAUUCACCAGGACCUCAUUUUUGAUUUUCCAUGUUUAUUCUUUUAAACACAUACUCACAUACACACACACCUUCAAAACCCAUACUUAUGUUAAUUUCUUACUCAGGUCCUGUUAUGGUAUUAAUGCUCAUAUUCUGGCAUGUUCACUGACACACACUACCCACACAUUAAAAACAUA